CCACGCCUAUAAAGUCAGCCUCCUCUCCACCCACGCAACCCACGUGGUAAAAUGGCUGGUUCUCUUGCCCAUCAUAAACAAGCAGAUACUUGUACAAAUCGGCCUGAAUAUCGAAACCCACGACAAGAAAGGGCCGUAAAAGUGUACACCAUUAACCAGGAGAGCCGGUAUUUACUAGUUUUGAACGUUCCUUCUCUAGGAGUUGUGAAAGAUUUGAUGGAGCUCUUCUCCUUAUACGGAGAAAUAGAAGAGUACAGGAUAUUGGAUGAGUACCCCUGUGAGCCAUACACUGACGUGUACCUCAUUAAAUACCGAGAGAUCGAGUCCGCAAAACUAGCAAAAAAUAAACUGGACAAUCACUACUUCUUCAGUAAGGACCUUCACGUCUGCUAUGCACCGGAGUUUGAGAGUGUCAGCGAUACAAGAGAGAAACUGAAUAAGAGGAGAACGAAGAUUAGGAAAUUCAAAAAAAACAAUGCUCCAUCUUCUACCAGAAAGUCUACUCUCCCUUCUUCAUCUUCUAGGCCACACUCCACAAUACAUGUAGAUCCAGUACCAGUGACUACUACUACAACAGUACACAGACCAUCAUUGCUACAAGUACCUUCUCAUCAAGAAAUACCCCUCCCUCCUCCUCUUCCCUCACACCUGGCACCCUCACCAUCACACCUGGCACCCUCACCAUCACACCAUCUCAUACCACUACUCCCUCCUCUUCCCCCUCCUCCUCCUCCACGUCCACUUUUACCUCGUCCCUCUAUCAUCGUACCUCAUAUUGGCCAUGGCCCUUCUCCUUUAUUUUCUCCUCCUUUACAUGUUUCUUCUCUCCCUCAUCCUCAUCCUUACCGUCGUCCUAACCGCUGUCCCUUCCAUGGUCCUGUUCCUUUGAUCCACAGUCCACCCCGUGGUCCAAUACGUCUUCCUAUUCGUUCUCCUCCCCAUGGUUCACGUUAUGUCCCACCUGUUAUUGGUGCUUCCCCUGGUACCCCUCCCCUCAUUUCACCCUCUCCUCCUCCUCCUCACUCUACUCCUCCUCCUCUUAUUCACACUACAUCAUCUUCCAAUCACAUCCAUCAAGAGAGAGGUGUUCUUAUCUCUCCUACUAAGAAGGCCACUCCUCUUUUACACAAUCCUCCUAAUCCUAGUCCACUCAUAACGUGUACUAGUAAUGCUUCUUUGCUCACUCCUCCUCCACUAAUUUCAAUAGCUAAUACUGUACAGCCACCACCAUUAGUCUCAGACCGUGUACAUGUUCCUGCAUCUUCAUCAAAGUCUUUAUUGAGACCACCUAUACUUAAUGAUCAUCAGUCACAGUCUCACUUAAGCAGAAACUCUGUUAGACCACCUUUUACAGGUUCAGCUCAAACUGGUAAAGACCAGUUGCCACUUACAGGUAAUCCUUCAGUUGAUUUGACAAUUCUUUCCGUUAGAAACAAAAUGUCACAGGUAUUCAACACUAGUGCUGCUAGGGACUAUGCACCACCUCAGACUAAGAAGAGAAGACGAAUAUGACAAGUAUCAUUUCUUGCAGACUAUUUCAUCUUUUUUUAAAUUGAUCACCAGCUAGCAUUAAUUUAUUUACAUUGCUGAAAAGUAAA
Messenger RNA from Amphimedon queenslandica, 1598 nucleotides. RefSeq names its product pollen-specific leucine-rich repeat extensin-like protein 3. NCBI's taxonomy places the organism in Eukaryota, Metazoa, Porifera, Demospongiae, Haplosclerida, Niphatidae. Gene Ontology annotation, molecular function: RNA binding. The transcript is spliced from 6 exons. The record is from RefSeq and is a predicted model, not a curated record. The coding region runs from base 52 to 1512 and encodes 486 amino acids. Gene Ontology annotation, cellular component: nucleoplasm.